Molecule: messenger RNA, 1408 nt
Organism: Emiliania huxleyi CCMP1516
Lineage: Eukaryota; Haptophyta; Isochrysidales; Noelaerhabdaceae
Exons: 1
Coding region: 77-1186 (369 amino acids)
Source: RefSeq, a predicted model, not a curated record
CGUUCCUUUCCGGCUUUAUCGCGCCUUUGCGUCGUAAUUUACGGAUGGCCCCGGCCGUUGAUGCUUUAGCGGCAGCAUGAGCGAGGCGUCCUCUGCUCACCUCGUUCUCCAUUUUGAUGUCAACGAGACGAUUAUGAUCGGCGACCCCGCCGGCGGCGACACGUACGACGACAGCCUCAACAAGAUCCUCGCCAAGUCAGCCUUUUGCCGCGCGACUGGCCCGCUGGGCAAGAACGGCGCGUGCGACAUCACUCCGACGGCCUGGCACGACGGGACGCCGAUGGCCGAAUCUCCGCCGGCGCCGCCACCGCUGCAGCCAGGUUGGACGUUCGAUACUCCGCCCGGUGCGGCCGCCUUCUACAAGCAGCCGGCGCUCAAGCGCGCACACGCGAAGAAGUUCGCCGACGCCGGCUCGCCCGGGGCCGUCUACGCGGCACAGCGCGAGCGCUGCCGCGCCGCACUCCGCUGGGCGCAUGCGCCGCACCCCGCGCUGUCUUCGGAGGACGGCGCCGGCACGCUGCUUCCCGCCUUUUACCGGACGCUCGACUGUCUGCACCGGUCGGGCCGGUCCUUCUCGGUCGUGCUGCGCACCUUCGGCUCUGACCUCCCGCGCGUGCAGGCGGCCAUCAACGCCUUUGCGCGCGGAGAGCAUCCCGACUACCCCGAGGGUGCGCCGGGCCUCGAGCUGCCGGCGGAGCGGAUGUGGCGGGGCCGGUACGACGAGGGCGGCCGGUUCUCGCUGCAGCCGCACGACGAGGGCUCCGGCGCGCCGACCAUCACCGACGAGGCCGAGGCCGUCCGCGCGCUCUCCUCGCCCGGCGUGUCUGGCGUGAUGGACCACUACGGCUGGUGGGACUCGCACGGCAACGACCCCGCGGCGGGCAAGCCGCUGUGGCUCACUCUCGAGGAGGCGACCACGCGCCACCUCUUCUUCGACGACAACAUCCACAACGACCCCCAAGACUCGAUCGUCUCUGUCCGUGCGCGCCGCGACGGCGAGGCGGCCGCCUUCUCACCGUUGAGCGGCGCGCAGAUCUGCUCGCUGCACGGCGCCGUCUUGCGGCGCGUGCCGACGAUGCAGCCGGUGCUCGAGCCCGACUGGUUCCUCGCCGAGAUUGAGGCGUGCGGGGAGCGGCUCGCGCAGCUGCGGCGAGGGCAGGCGUGGGCGGAUCUGUUGAGCACUUGAGAGGCGGCGCGCGGGAGAGGGGGAGAGUUGCUGUGAGGCGCCCGCGAGACUCGGACGUGACCGGCCCAUUGUCAGUCGGCGAUUUCCAGGAGCGCGCUUUGUGUGGGUGGGUCGGCGGGUCUCUAUUUGUGCGAAGAAGUUGCGUCGCCACUCUGCCCGCUCUUGUUUUCUGCUUUUCUCUUGCGGCGCUUGGUAUUGGCGCGCUGUCUGGGCGCCCGCACC